AACACGUUUACCAUACUGCGUAACAUAUUUCGUUUAAUUAUUGUUGAAAUUAUUUUUGUGAUUUUAGUAAAUUUUGAUUAAUCGAUUUCUACCUUAUAAUAGCAAUAUGAGUGAAGAUAUGAAAACUCUUUGGUGUGGAAAUUUAAGCGAUAGAGUAACGGAAGAAAUUUUAUACGAAUUAUUUUUACAGGCUGGCCCUGUACAAAACGUCACUAUUCCUAAAGAUCGUAAUGGCAAACAAAGACCAUUUGGAUUUGUAACAUAUAAACAUGUUAAUUCUGUAUUAUAUGCUUUAGAACUAUUCAAUGGUACAUCUCUAUUUAAUCGUACUCUUAAUAUAAGCCAUCGGAAAAAUGUAGAAUUACCACAAAUAAACUACUCACAGGACAAUUUUAUAAAUUUCAAUAAUUGGCUUCAGUUAGGCCAGGAAAUGAUCUUAGGAAAUGAUAUAUCUUAUUUAAAAGAAGAUUCACGUGGAACAAAUAUGAUAUUAAACUCAGAUUUUCAGAUGAAAGAGACAAACAAUUGUUCUCAUAAGAAUGAUAGAAGAUCUCAACGGGCACAUCCUUAUCAUAGAGAUCAACAUAAACAUAGCAGUCAUCAUAUGGACCAUAGCUCUUCUAGAAAUCGUAACAGUCAUAAUAGUAAUCACUAUUCCAAACAAAAUUAUAAAAAUAGCAGACGUACUUAUUAAUAUUUCAUAAAACACAAAUACAAAUAACUUUCAUUAUUUACAAAUAAUAACAAAUCUCAUUUGUUUAUAAAAAAAGAUGGAAAAUUUUUUACAAUCUUAGGUCUAAUUUACUAAACUAAAAAAUAUAUAAUAUACACUUUAUAGUAGAAUUUCCUUGAUGUCAAAUGUUAGACAAUAAUAUAAGAUGUACUUCUUAUGAUUUAGUUUUAUUUACUUAAAUUAAAUUAAAAUUAGUAUUCAAUAAAAGAAUUAUAUUUGUCAUAUAUUAAUCAUUAGGUAUAUAAUAAUAAUUAUAUAAUUUAUGACAUUCUGUAUGAUUAGUGUAAACUUUUGUAUUAUGUUUAAUUAUAUGUGCAGCUUUUUCGGCUAUCAUUAUAACUGCAGCAUUAAUAUUACCACUUGGUAAAACCGGCAA
This is a messenger RNA of Bombus pascuorum, 1109 nucleotides long. Its product is annotated as splicing regulator RBM11. NCBI's taxonomy places the organism in Eukaryota, Metazoa, Arthropoda, Insecta, Hymenoptera, Apidae. Gene Ontology annotation, biological process: regulation of alternative mRNA splicing, via spliceosome. Gene Ontology annotation, molecular function: single-stranded RNA binding. The record is from RefSeq and is a predicted model, not a curated record. Gene Ontology annotation, cellular component: nucleus. Bases 107 to 694 code for a protein of 195 amino acids. The transcript is spliced from 2 exons.